Molecule: messenger RNA, 3694 nt
Organism: Epinephelus lanceolatus (giant grouper)
Lineage: Eukaryota; Metazoa; Chordata; Actinopteri; Perciformes; Serranidae
Source: RefSeq, a predicted model, not a curated record
AAGAUAUAGAUUAACUGUUAAUAGCUUGCUCGUUAGUCAGCUGUUAGCGUGCCACGUUUACGUCUGCCAAUAAAAGAAAACUUCAUGUAAUUUCUAUAACUUAUGACGUUAGCUCAGGUCAGUAGAGAUAAUGAUUUAACCUGGGAACAAAUCUCGGCAAAGUGUAUGGUGACUCCUUGGACACUAACGGCAGCAGUCACGAGGCUGUUAUUGUGAUAUGGGGCUUUUUUGCUCUGUAGAUUUACAGUGUAAAACUCAAAAAAUUUAGGAGCCCUCAGGCUCAUCCAGAACCACUUUACAAAAGGUAUCAGCUGAUAAAAUCUAACAUUGAUGCUCUAAUUUCCAGUUAAGACCUUGUCUGUGUUCCUAAAUAUUGGCUCACAUGACCAAAAUGUAUGUUGAAGAGAACAAUGUCAUUCUUUUAGGGUGAAUUUCUGCUGACCUCCUGGUGGGUCAGUCGUUAUAAACCUAUGCUGUGCACCUAAACAUAGAUAAAACCCACAGAGCAUUUAGUUGUUAUCCCAAAAAUAUGACAACAUGAUGCUCAACAUAUUUAGAGCAUUUCUAUUUGACGUUAUUAAAACAUAGAGUCUUAGGUUUAAUCAUCUUACUCACUGUACAUAUCUUAUAGCUGCAAUAAAGAGUUGGUGAUACCAUCUGAAAUAGUGUACAACAAGAGGUUUUUUCCCAGCCCCUAAAGCUACUUUAGUUGAAACAAAAAGGAGAGAAAUGGUUGUUGAUGCAUUAAGCAUUAAGCGCUUUGGGGUUGCAUUUUUGAUGUAUGAAAGGCAAACAAAGUUUGAUUGAUUGAUUGAUUAACUUUUGUAGUAAUUAGUGGCACAGAUGCAACAUUGUGCAAAUUUGGUUGAUUUACAUGUCAAUUCAGGAAAUCUAGAAGCACAGAAAAACAAACAGUCCUUGUGCCACAGUGGGUUGUCAUCAGCCUUUACUACUUGUAGAUUCGAUGCUCUGUCCCAUGUAUUCCAUUCAGCUCUGCAGCAGGCUGGCAGAAAUCCAACCCAUGCAACUCUCAAUAAAUACUGGACCCCGAGGACGUCCAAACUGAACUUUGAUGACUUCUGUGAAAUUCUCAAGAAUGAGAAGAAAACUGAGGAGACAGAACUAAUGAGAGCCUUUAAAAGGAUGGAUGUGAACGGUGAUGGCUAUAUCUCACACAGUGAACUGGAGAAGGCACUUACCACUAGAGGAGAGAAAAUGACCACUGAGGAGGUGAAUGCUAUUUUCGCAUUAGCUGACAUCAACAAAGACGGCAAGCUGGAUUAUGCAGAAUUCUGCAGAUUGCUCGUGUCUACAGUAGAGCAGUGUCAGAUGGCUGCUUUGGAGAGGCUCGAGGCUAACGCCAAACUGAAGAGACAGAACUUUGGCAGUCAGUCAUACAGCCCUCCUAAGAGCUCAGUGUCAUCAGCAUCAUCAGCAACAGCAGCAGCAGCACAAGCAGCAGUGACUCUCCCCCAGCCUCCUGAAACACCCCGGGCAGAAUCAGACAUGACACUCAAGAAAGACAGCAGAGCAUCCUCCCGGCCUUCCUCCGCUCGCAGCAGACGGUCGUCCCUGUCGAACUCAAUCACUAUGACAUCCAGCAGCACUAAAGCCAGCAAAAUACCAGAGCCGUCAGGAUUACAGGAGUGGCUUCACAGGUACACGAGGGGCUGUUUCUUCUUGGAGGACGAUGGAAGCAUUGGCUCUCUGCAGUACCAGCUCCACAUCCCCCAGACAACUAACGUCUACCUCACCAUCCAACCACUCAGCCUCAGCCACGGACCAGACAAGCCGUCUUCAUGGAUGACAGUGGACACGGCUCUUUUUGUCAUGUCAGCUGGUGAAACCAAAGAGGACUCAACUUUUGUGUGUUUCACUGAGUCGAAAGACAAAGAAAAGUAUGUUUGGAAAGGAGAAUUGCAUGCUGGGACUUACUACCUGCUGCCCUUCACCAGUGGCUGCAAACUAAAGAAAAGGAGCAAAAAGAGCCUUUCUAAUAAACCAGUAGAGCUCGUCUACAGGACUGACACUGGAGAGCUAGACCUCACCAGGGAGCUCAGGGAGGUGCUGUCUGACAUCUUUGAGGUGAUAGACCUGGAUGGGAAUGGGUUGCUCAGUUUGGAGGAGUACAACUUCUUUGAGCUGAGGACCAGUGGGGAGAAAUGUGACAAGGAUGCCUGGGCUGUCUGCAAAGAGAACUUUGAUAUGAGGAAGAACCAGCUGACCCAGCAGGGCUUCAUGGAGCUGAACCUGAUGGAGGCCACGGAGAAAGAUGGAGACCCCGCGGACCUGUGGGUCACCCUGGAAGCCAUGGGCUACAACCGAAUGUUGGAGCUGGUAGAGGCUUGUCCAUUCCAAAUAGACGUACACUGUGAAGGCACUCAGCCAUCCGUCCAACCACUCAGCAUGGACUCAGGGCCCAAGCUUCUGAACCAGGCCGUCCAGAAGUCCAUCACAGCCAGGACAGGGGCCAAAGCACUGAGGGGACAAGACAACGUCUUUGUCUACACCUACAGAGGAGAACACAGGAUCUCCUCCCUCAUAGCCAACAAGACUAACCAGAAAGUGACUGUCCAUGUCAACAACGAGCAGAGCAGAAACUGCUGCAGCAGCAGAGGCAUGAGUGUGUUUGCUGUCGAGGUGCCAGGCAGGACUAAGAUGGUGUGCCAACAUGUCCUGCCCAUUAAUGAGAGACAGGAUUGGACCUACAACUGUGUGGAGACCAUACUACCCUGCACAUAAAGCUGCACCCCCAUCACUCACCUGUGCUACUGAUACAGAGAAGUGAUGGGCAAAGAUUAUUCAUACACCAGUGGUUUCAUAAAGGAUAUAUGACAAAGAGAAACUGUUAAAUAUCCACUGACAAUGUGACAACUGUUGUUACUGGUCGGAUUAAUAGAUGUUAUGUGUAAUUGUACUGUAAAUAUCAAGGUCCAAAAGGAACACCGCAGAAUCAUUUUAACUUUUAGAAGCCCACCAUUCAACGCUUGCCUGUAAGUUUUAUAAAGCCUCAUAUGUCAGACAGCAACACCAGAAGCUGAGACCCUCUGGCUGCUUGUGGCCAGCAGCUUGAGAACAGUGUCUCAGAAACUCAGUGACUGGAUGCAUCAGAGGUGUUAGCCAUUGAUGCCAAUGAGAAGUGGUCACCGUAGUCAUAAAGUACAACUAAUAAUAGUUGUUACUGCUUUUGUCAUGCCUUUGUAUGUGGGACAGAAAUUUCUUUAACCAUAAUUAACAUUUUAAAUAUAUACAAUGUUUAGAUCAAGGGUUAAAUUGCCAACAUGACUUUUUUUAUAUAUAUUUCAUCCUCUAAAUGGAGGCUGUUGUCAUGGUGAAUUGACAGUAGAUGUAAUAAUUUUGAAAAAAGUCUACUCUUGUGUCUGCUACUUUAUGUAACAUCAAUAUACAUUUUGUCACAGUAAUUGAGAAUAUUGUAGAAUAGAGUAUUAUUUCAGUGAGGUUAUACAUUACGAUCGUGGUUCUCCAUCAACAUGCUACAAUCGCAAUGAUGUGAAAGAUGAGUUUCGCAGUUUUAACCAGUUUUCCAUGUCCCAAUAUGCAGUUAUUUAAUUUUGAAGGCCAACCAAACUUGCUAAAAUUUUAUACUGUUGUGUUUUCAUGUUUUACUUUGAAAAAUAUUGCAUCGCUUCCCUUAUGUAAAUGUAAACAUUACUAUUAAAAUAUUACUCUCAUA